GAUACACUUACUGCCUGGACGGCUGGGCACAGGGAAGAAUACUGGGUAACCAAAGGUACUGGAUGUGCUGGAAAGAUCCAAGGAGAAACAGGGAGGCCAAGUGGUGCUGUUUGACUGGAAUGGGAGAGAACACCGGGAAGCUGACAUUACCCGCUGGACCAAGCUUUUAGGGUGCUUGUGAAGUCAGAGAGAAUACCAAGAAGGCGCUGUGGCAGAAUGGACGUGGGAAAGGAUGGAUCUCCUCUGAAGUUCCUCCAGACACCUGAACCUCAUCCACGGAGAGCCCAUGCUCCAGAUGUCAUUGGAACCUGGAGUUUGAGAAACAGAGAACAACUCAGGAAGAGAAAAGCCGAAGCGCAGGAGAAGCAGACGUCACAAUGGAACUUUGGAGAACAGAAAAAACGCAAGUGUCAAAGAACAGGAAGAGGAAACCCAAGGGGCCCGAAGAGACAGGGGGGCACCGCGGCGAGGGCACAGCCUCAGUCACCACCUCAGUCACCGACAGAGAAGCAAAGGAUGCAGAAAGCAUUGGACCCCGCUGAGGAAGAAACGGAGCUCCCUGUCCACCCUGUGCCUGACGCCCUCCCAUUGGUGCCAUGCCCCCCCAAAGCUGGGCCGGCAGAACACUGUUCUGAAGCACACCAACAAAGCAUUCAGUGCCAGGAUCUAGCACCACAGAACCAUUCUCAAGCACACAGACACAGGGCCAAACCUGAAGACCUCUCUCCUAACACGUGCUCAGAAAGAGCUGUACUUCAAUACUCUUCUGCAAUGUGCCCAGACACAGAUGAACCUGAGGCGCUUUCUCCUGAAAUGUUCCAGGAAACAGCUGUGCUUGCCCAAAACCAUUCUUCCAAAGAACCCCAAGAUAUGGCUGGACCUGAGGCACUCUCUCCUGAAAUGUGCCAGGAAACAGCUGUGCUUGCCCAGAACCAUUCUUCCAAAGCACCCCAAGAUAUGGCUGGCCCCGAGGCGCUCUCUCCUAAAACAUUCCAGGAAACUGCUGUGCCCCCAGACCUUUCUCCCAAAGUACCCCAAGAUAUGGCUGGACCCGAGGCGCUCUCUCCGAAAAUGUGCCAGGAAACAGCUGUGCCUCAAAACCUUUCUUCCAAAGUACCCCAAGAUACGGCUGGACCCGAGGCGUUCUCUCUGAAAAUGUGCCAAAUACCAGCUGUGCUUCGAGAGCAUACAUCGAAAAUGUGCCAAGAUGUGGCCAGACCUGAAGUCGUCUCCCCUAAAACACGUCAAGAGAUGGCUGUUGUUCCCUGGACAACACUUGGAGAUGCUGCUGGCCCAGAAAGAUGCUCUCCUGAAGCACUCCUCCAGUCAGGUGUGCCUGAAGGCUGUCCACUUGAUACAUGCCCCACAUCAGUCACCCCAGAGAGAACUUCCCAAGCAGAUCAGGCAAUGGCUGUGACAGAAGGCUGCUUCUCUGAAACACGAGAAUGCCCUGUGUCUGAAGACAUUUCUUCAAAAAUACACCAAGAAGCAGUUGAACCUGAAUUCAUUUUUCAUGAGACCUACAAACCCACUGAACCUACAGUCUCCUCUUAUAAAACAAGCCAAGACUCACCUGGGCCUGAAGACCAUUCACCGGAAACAUGUCAACCAAUGUCUGGGCUGGAGUACUACUCCCCCGAAACCUACCAUGAAAUGCCUGGGCCUGAAGACCUCUCCAUCAAGACCUGUGAGAACAGGGAGGGGCCUAAAGACCACCUUCCAGAACACACCCAGGAAGCAGGUGGGGCCCAAGAACAGGACUCUAAUGCCCACCAGGACAGUGAGGGCGCUUGUGCUUUCUCUCAAGAAUUGGAGGAAAAAGCCAAAGGAAGUCAAGAUCCAGCAACACCAUCACGUCCGCAGGGUCCUCAAGAGAUCUGUCGAGAAGAUGACACCUAUAGCUAUGUUCUGAUUUAACCCUACUCGGAUGAAGUUGCAGUCCAAAUGAAUGGAGCAUACACAUCUUCUCUUGUAUGAUUUUACUGAAACAUUGUAGCAACUGCUACAAUUUGCAUUACUA
Messenger RNA from Peromyscus maniculatus bairdii (prairie deer mouse), 2020 nucleotides. It is a transcript of the gene Hemgn, whose product is annotated as hemogen. Gene Ontology annotation, biological process: cell differentiation; regulation of osteoblast differentiation. The record is from RefSeq and is a predicted model, not a curated record. NCBI's taxonomy places the organism in Eukaryota, Metazoa, Chordata, Mammalia, Rodentia, Cricetidae. Gene Ontology annotation, cellular component: nucleoplasm.